CGAAACAGCCAGCGUUGCAGCGGUUGCCGGCCGGCGUGCCGGCGUAAAGCCCCAAAAUCCUUACACCGUUACACGAGCUACGACGCCGACGACACCGCGUGAAAUGAAAUAAAACCGCAGGGCAGGCGCACGACGGCACGAGGCGGAAGCGAGCACGUACCGGCGCGCCGCCAACCGGCCCGGCCAUGCAGGCACGCACGCACGCACGGGUGUCGCCAUUGUUACUCCCCGGUGUGCUCACUGUCACGUCAUGUCAUUAAGCGCAAGACAGCAACCAUCCUCGGUCAGCAGAGAUGUGCUUAGCUCCGGCGGCGGCGACUAUGGCGGAGGCAGCAGCCGACGUGCUAUGUCCGCCGGGCCACCACCACAGCAGCCCGGGCGACGACCAGCGGCAGCAGCCGCACGGCUGGCCUGGCAGGAAGCCCUGCCGCCCCCGCGUGGACGACGACGACGCUGCUGCGUUCGGAGGCAGCAGUAAAGUCCGUCGACCGGCGGGCUCCUCCUCCUCGUCGUCGUCGGCGCCGGUGGCCAUCGUCAUCCCCGUAGCCGCAGUGAAGAGGCGGCCAUCCUCCUCCUCAUGGGCGGCGGAGGAGGACUACUACGGCGACGACGGUGAGGCGGCGGCGUUUGUGCCGCCGCACGUAGCUCUGGCGGCGAGGUGGCGGCUGUCGGAGGGGAGGGCGGCCUCGUCCAUGUGCGAGGGGCGCGGCCGCACGCUCAAGGGCCGCGACCUCCAGUCCGUGCGCAACGCCGUGCUCCGCAUGACCGGGUUCAUCGAGACCGCCUGAUGCAUCCUCUCCUGCUGCGUGCAAUGCAAUCAGGACGACGAUGAUCCGUAGCUAAUAAGCUUUUGAUUUUUAGCCGAGCCGAGCAGUUUUGCAUUUCAGUUAAUUUUCAAAUCGACUGUGUAAUAUAGGAGUAGUUUCCAAAUUCGCAGAAUGAGGGUUAGUUUGCAUUUUUUUUUUAAAAGAUGGAGUUUAUUUGUAAAUUUCCAAUUAAAUAUGCUGCUGCGUCAGCGUGAGUUCGUGUGGGCAUGAUGGAUCUAGAACGAUGGACAUUCAGUUCA
Sorghum bicolor (sorghum) is the source of this 1066-nucleotide messenger RNA. RefSeq lists its product as uncharacterized. The record is from RefSeq and is a predicted model, not a curated record. The transcript has 2 exons. NCBI's taxonomy places the organism in Eukaryota, Viridiplantae, Streptophyta, Magnoliopsida, Poales, Poaceae. The coding region runs from base 294 to 788 and encodes 164 amino acids.